Messenger RNA from Sipha flava (yellow sugarcane aphid), 1453 nucleotides. RefSeq lists its product as uncharacterized. Lineage: Eukaryota; Metazoa; Arthropoda; Insecta; Hemiptera; Aphididae. Bases 389 to 1420 code for a protein of 343 amino acids. The record is from RefSeq and is a predicted model, not a curated record. The transcript is spliced from 2 exons.
GUAUGUUUUCGUCACGUUCGACAAACGACUUUGUGAGGAACGUUUCGGACAAGUUAACCGCAAUGUAGUGUUCAAUCGAACAGUUCUGGCGUUAAGCUUCAUAUAUGUGUACCGUUAAUUCUCGUCGGAAAAAAAAAAUAAUAAUAAACAAUCGAAAAAAUAUGAUGAUGAUACAAAACUGUGGAGGUUGAAAUGUUAAAUUAUAAAAAUUAUUGUCACAUCACGAUGAAAAAGCCAAUACGUGUGGUGGUCAUGCCUACAAGUAACGAAAAAAUAAAAACAAUCGCUGCCGAAAUCGCGGAAUAACGACUAUACACACACACACACACACACACACACACACACACACACACACAUACACGCACACACGCGAGUACACGAAACGCAGAUGUCGCGGGACAGGAAAAACUAUGAGGACACGGCGCAGGAAAUACUGUCGAAGCUGAUAUGGAUAGAGACGACGCUCAAGAAGAACGUGCUGGUGCCACCGACGGUGGUUUACGCGAACACCGUGACGGGUGGAGGACGGGACAAAAUAACCGAAGACAACGGAGGUGGAGGCGGAGGUAACGCGGACGCGACGUUGCAGGUGAUACGUCGGGUGAGCUCGCCGAUGGACGUGAACGGCGCGGCGACGGUCGAGAGGAUCGUGGAGAACGCCGAGCGGCUGGAGCGCUCACUCGAAGUGCUGGUGGAGGAGGCGCGGGACGACAGCGAGCGCCGGGCGGCCGCGUCCCAGCUGGCGGGCCGGUUGCGGUGGUUCCGCGAGGACCUGAACCGGUCGGACGGUCAGCUGGACGAGCUCUUGGUAGAGUACGAUGGUUACCGGAAGGCUUACUACCGGCUCCGGCAGCCGUCCGAGCGCCGAGUGUCCUGCUGCGCGUCCACCAACGACGAGACGUUCGUGUCAACCGAUGACGAGACGUUUGUGCCCACCGACGACGAGACGUUCGUGUCCACCGACCGCAGUCAUCCGGGACCACCGCCGCCGCCACGUGGUAUCCCGGGACGGGACGAAACGCUGCCGCGGAACAGCCCGGUCCGGGACGAGACGCCGCCACGGGACAGCCCGGUCAAGGACGAAACGCCACGUGAAGGUAACCCGGACCAGGACGACUACCACUUUACUGACCGGUCGCCGGACGCGCCGAACGGUGACGACGGUGUUACGGAGGCCACCCCCGACGUCCACGCGCAUUGCCGUCGCCCGGACGCCAACGCACACGGUGGACUUUACAAGUGCCCGGGGCUGCUGGACGUGACCAAGUGCAACCACGGUUCCGAGGAGCUACGGUCGGAAUGCACUUGUGGGACGGUGGAUGAAAACGCAAAUGAUCCUGACGAUUGGAAAUCGCUGCUCAGGAGGUACUGUUGUUUUUGUUUGCCGAUCGAGUGCAGUGCAUCUCUGUACAUGAAAUGAUCGAUUCGAAUACCACGCGAGAAAAUCAAAACG